Centruroides sculpturatus (bark scorpion) is the source of this 1571-nucleotide messenger RNA. RefSeq names its product ADP-ribosylation factor-like protein 6-interacting protein 1 (gene Arl6IP1). The record is from RefSeq and is a predicted model, not a curated record. Bases 89 to 709 code for a protein of 206 amino acids. Lineage: Eukaryota; Metazoa; Arthropoda; Arachnida; Scorpiones; Buthidae. The transcript has 6 exons.
CUAGUUAAUAUUAGCACGCAAGUUUUUUAAGUAUACGUAAACUGUUACCAUAGCAACAUCCUUUUGACCCUUUGUUAGCAGAUCUAAAAUGGCGGAAGACGGUGAGAAGCCAACCGAAUCAGGAAAAUCUGUAGACCAAGAUCAAGUGAAAACAUUAAAACGCCACUUGGAGGGAUGGCGAGAAAUAUUAUUACCAGUAAAUUCAGUUCUUAUGUGGGAAAAACCUUUCUAUCCUGCAAUUUUAAUAGGAGUAACUUCGUUUAUUUUCCUAUUGGUUUGGAUAUGUGAACCAUCUGUAUUAACCACUUUUGCAUUAUUGGGAUUAUUGGCAAGCAUUUUGGAUUAUGCAGUUCCUCUGAUCAGUGCAAGCUUCUUUGAUGCAAACAAAUGGACAGGCACAGAAGAACAGAAAUUUGAGGAUAUCUGCCGAGGGUUGGUAUACACUCGUCAAUGCUUACAAGAUAUAUGGGAUACCAGUGCUCAUUUGAAGGAAGCAAAACCUAAAGUGUACUUUGUGGUUGUGUUGAUAGGUCUUAUAUUUGUUGCUUGGAUUGGAAGUUUAGUGGACAAUCUGUUCCUCACUUAUUUAUGUGUAAUUCAACUUGUGAUGCUACCUGGUUUGAAACACAAUGGAAUAUUGGACAAAUAUACUUCAAAAAUAGUUCAGAUGAUAAAAAAUUUUGCAGGCCCAAAGGUGAAAAAGAAUUAAGGAUUGACAGUUCUGCUUGUUUUUUAGCAUAUAUAUCAUGCUAUGUAUUGUGUAAAAAAAAAACUUGAUAACUUUUAUAUGUGAGAAAAUCAAUACCUGUAUAUUUAAUUGGAUAAUAUGGUAUAAUCCGCUUAAAUGUUUUUAUAUGGAAUGAUGAUAUUAUUUUAUGUUUUUAAUCUGAUUAUGUAUAUUAAAUGGCUCAUAUUAUUGCAUUUGAAAUCCAUAGUUUAUUUCCAUAAAUUAUUAAAAUAAUAAAGUUGUUUUUCUUAAUUAAGAAAGUGGAAAAUUAGUAAAAAAAAAUGUAUUUUUACAAAAUAAACUAAAGAAUAAUAAUUAUAUUAAAUAUUCUAAUAUUGGAAAUCCUAUUCUGCACAAUUGAAACAGUGAGAAUUUUUUCAUUCCAAAUGUACACUGAACAUUGUUUUGGUGAAAAAUAAAAAAAUCUAAGUGGAUUAUACUUAAUUUUUAAUGUUCUGCAUGCAUAUCAUAUUAAGUUUAACAAUUUAUAAUGUCCAUAUAUUCAUGUAGGUAAUAUAUAAUCAUUCUCAGUUAUUACUUAAAUUUGUGAUAUUGUUCAAUUAACCAUAUAAAAUUUGUACAGAAUAGUUCCAUCUAUUUAUGUUAUGGGAAUUUUCUUUAUUUAUAUAUUAUCGGAAUGUGCAAAAUAUCUGCACCUUUUUCACACAAAUUGCAUGUAGAUAGUAUAUGUUUAUUAAGGUAUUGUAUUUUUGAAAUAUUUCAUUUAAAAAUAUUUAUUUUAUUUUUUAAUUUCAAUUUAUUACAUUUAAUAAAUGGUAAUUCUCACAUUUGCAAAUAGAUGUGCUGCGUAAUGGGAUGAUUAUGUUAACUUCUGUAAAAAAAA